Messenger RNA from Neoarthrinium moseri, 2205 nucleotides. RefSeq lists its product as uncharacterized. Gene Ontology annotation, molecular function: zinc ion binding; DNA-binding transcription factor activity, RNA polymerase II-specific; transcription cis-regulatory region binding. The coding region runs from base 1 to 2205 and encodes 734 amino acids. NCBI's taxonomy places the organism in Eukaryota, Fungi, Ascomycota, Sordariomycetes, Amphisphaeriales, Apiosporaceae. Gene Ontology annotation, cellular component: nucleus. The transcript has 2 exons. The record is from RefSeq and is a predicted model, not a curated record. Gene Ontology annotation, biological process: positive regulation of transcription by RNA polymerase II.
AUGCGAGUCUCGAUCUCGGGCAAGUCAUGGCUGGGACUGAAGGGCUCGCUGUUCGAUCGUUCGGAGGGUGCGACACGUCGACGUGUAAAGUGUGAUGAAGUUAGACCCACUUGCCUUCUGUGUAAAACAUCGGGAUUGGCCUGUGGAGGUUACGGCAAGAACAUCUUCUUUACCUCUGGCGACGACGGCGCACUUGUCCGAGAUGGUAUCCGCUUUCGCCGACUUCUGUUCACUGAGGCAGAACGCAAGGCUAUGAGCCAAUGGCUGAUGUCAAGCGUACCACCAACGCUUGUAUCUAGACAGCUGUCACGACUGGAUGAGCAUUGCGAAAAUGCUGCUCCCUAUGACAGUAUUGAGCUACACUCUGGCCCAUUUGGGGUCUUCAGAGAUAGGCCCGCGCUUGAGACAGGGCCUGAGCUCCCACAGUCUGGGUUUGAGUUAGACUGGUCUAAUGACCUAGACUAUUGCCCAGAAAUGGAGAACAAUCCGGCGUGUAGACCGCCAAAGGAGUCGACACAUCAACUGAGUACGAUUCAGCAAUGGCACGACCCCUACUUAGCUACUAUGCUCAAUGGCUCUUUACAGGAUAUGCUACCCGAUGCAUCCGACAUUUGCAGUAUCCUGGACGUAAACGACCUCGGUACGACCCUACGAAAUCUGAGCGAGGGAAAUUCGGGGAUGCAGGAGCCGGAGUUAUCUCUCGCUGCCCCGAGGCAGGAAGCAUCCAACGGACCAGACACAGUACUACAAAACAUCUUCCCAGCCAGUAUCAUAGAUCUAUGUCGUAUUUCGCAGACGGCAACAAGCCAUCCGUCAACACUUGCAUACGCCCCUAUGCCUGUUCCUGGCGACGCCGUUUUCUUGCUCAAGCAUUAUAGCUCAACCGUGGUCAAUUUCAUAUCCCCUUUUGGGCAUGCCAAAACACCAUGGCAUAUCCUAUUUAUCCCCCAUGUUAAAAGCUGCCUUGCAGCUUUGACGAUGGGUGAGAAUCUAUGCCACGCAAGUCUCACCAUCUUCUUCGGCACCUUAGCUGUUAGUGCGUCCAGUCUAGAAGAGACCAAACAGUCACACUCGAUGUGGAAGGAACGGGCCAAAAUGUACGAAAGACAAGCUCGUAAGCACUGCCAUGCUGCCUUAGAGACUGCGUAUCGUGUGCCAAAAGCGGCUAAAUACAAGACCAUCUUGAUGGCGCUGCUUACCGUUAUCCAUAUGUACACUGUUUUCGGGAGCCAGGACCGCGUCGACUUUUACUUUAUAGAGACCGAGAAGUUCAUUAGGGUCAAGGGUCUCAACCGCCAGAAGUCACGGAAAGUACGCAUGCUGCAUCACUGCUACGCAUUUCAACGCAUAUUCUACGAAAGCCUAUGUAUUAACGACAACAACAACUUCUCACAUCGAGACGCAGUCCAGAGGGCUAUAGCGUCCAGCAAUCUGGCCAUGUACAGCAAGGACAGCGUGUCGUUCCACAUAUCGCGAUGGCGCAAUCUAUCUCAAGAAUUGUGCAAGUCGAAGACACAGGAGGAGGGUGAAAACGAUCUUCAUCUUGAGCGACCGGGUGUGUGGCCCGCUACUUUAUAUCCUGAGAUCUACGGUGUCCCUGAGGUCUUGAUGUGCCUCCUGUCUUGCAUUGUACAGCUUGGCAAGGAAAAAGACGCCAUUGGGCAGAACGGCUCCAGUAUCACAAGUUUCUUGGACCGUGCAAAGAUCUUGGAAAGAUGCAUUGAGCGGUAUCAACGGCAAGACAACACUUCAGCCAUGUGUCUCCCUGAUUCGAACGCCGACGAGCUCGACAAGUUGGCGAAAAUAACCAACGCAGUGCAGAACGCACUCGCGAUCUAUUUUUAUCGGAGAAUCUAUGAUGUAAAUGCCUCGCUGCUGCAGCAUAUGGUGGCAAGUGUUCUCGAUUCACUCAUUCGAAGCCAACGUACGGGCACUGGGGAUGCGUGUGGUUCUUUGGGACUCGUCUGGCCUGCUUUCAUUGCGGCUUGUGAAGCUGAGGAUGCAACCAUACGAAAGGCGUUCACCGAGUGGUUCGAAACCUGUACGCGCAGUAGUGGAUUCAAGACAUUCAGCACCACCGCUAAGACAAUCGCAGAGGUUUGGAGGAUUAAAAGCUCUCUGAAUAGUGAAUCAUCUUGGAUUGAUUUGCUGCGUGCAGGCCCUCAACUGCCUGGCUGGCCCGAAAUGCCUAUGACGGCGGAAUAG